Molecule: messenger RNA, 1422 nt
Organism: Corythoichthys intestinalis (scribbled pipefish)
Lineage: Eukaryota; Metazoa; Chordata; Actinopteri; Syngnathiformes; Syngnathidae
Gene: eif2s2
Product: eukaryotic translation initiation factor 2, subunit 2 beta
Exons: 9
Coding region: 132-1133 (333 amino acids)
Biological process (GO): formation of cytoplasmic translation initiation complex; translational initiation; formation of translation preinitiation complex
Cellular component (GO): eukaryotic translation initiation factor 2 complex
Molecular function (GO): translation initiation factor binding; mRNA binding; translation initiation factor activity
Source: RefSeq, a predicted model, not a curated record
UCGCAUGGAAGUGACGUUUUGAUGUUAAACGCAUGCGCACUGCGAGUUUUGCGCUGACGCAAGAUACCUGCGGUACAGAACCCAUCAAGAAACAAAGUAGCCAGGUUUCCUAAACUUGUCCACUCGCAAACAUGUCUGGAGACGAGAUGAUUUUCGAUCCCAACAUGACCAAGAAAAAAAAGAAGAAGAAGAAGCCCUUCAUGCUGGAUGAGGAAGGAGGAGAUGGGUUAGGAGGUGAAGAAGUAAAAGAGGUAGAGGUGAGAGAGGCAGAACCAGAGGCUGGUGAUGACAAGGACCUGGAUAUGGAUGAAGAUGAUAGUAGAAAGAAAGAAACAUCUGAUGAUUUGAAUGAUCUCAACUUUUUCAACCAGAAAAAAAAGAAAAAGAAACCCAAAAAGGUGUUUGAAAAUGACAUCGAGGAGGGGAUGAAAGAGCUUAAAAUUGAGGGCGACCAAAGUGAUGUUCUCGAGGAGGACAACCUAGACCUGAUGCUUCCAGACAAAAAGAAGAAGAAGGCCAAAAAAGUCGAUUUCGAGGAAGGGGAACCCAUUGAGAAGGAUGACGCACUGGAGGAUGAUGAGGGGAAAAACAAUGAUGGCAUUUCAUUCAGUUCCACCACUGGACCAGCCUGGGCUGGCUCUGAAAGAGACUAUACAUAUGAUGAGCUCCUGAACAGAGUUUUCAACAUUAUGAGGGAAAAGAACCCAGACAUGGUGGCGGGAGAGAAGAGGAAGUUUGUGAUGAAGCCCCCUCAAGUGGUGCGAGUGGGGACCAAAAAGACCUCUUUUGUCAACUUCACAGAUAUUUGCAAAUUGUUGCAUCGUCAGCCCAAACAUCUUCUCGCCUUUCUACUGGCUGAGCUGGGAACAAGUGGUUCCAUUGAUGGUAACAACCAGCUUGUGAUCAAAGGAAGAUUUCAACAGAAACAGAUAGAAAACGUCUUGAGAAGAUACAUCAAGGAGUAUGUGACGUGCCACACCUGCCGCUCUCCAGAGACCAUCCUGCAGAAGGACACCCGCCUCUAUUUCCUGCAGUGCGAGACGUGCCACUCGCGCUGCUCCGUGGCUAGCAUCAAGACUGGUUUCCAGGCCGUGACGGGCAAGAGGGCGCAGCUCCGCGCCAAAGCCAACUGAAGGGCCACUGCAAAAUGCCUGGACCUCCUCUUCUCUGCUCCUGGCUUCCCCGCUCUCUUUGUCGGAAGGGUCACGACUGCGGCGCGAAGCCUCCCCCAUUUUGAAAAAGGACUUGCAUUGCAUUGAAGUGCAGGUGGGAUAAGUUUGAUAAUGGUAUUCUGCCCCGAGUGGGCGGAAGGCCAGAUGUCUGCCAUCUACAUUGUUGGAUGCAUUUGGAUUAUUUUGACCCUCAACAUUUUUGCUGUUCUUGUUGAUUCCUGGAAUAAAAAUAGAUUUAUCAAAAGUUGAA